GCCCAUCAGUGCCAUCUAUCAGUGCCUUUUCAUCAGUGCAGUCUAUCAGUACCCAUCAGUGGCACCUAUCAGUGCUGCCUAUCAGUGGCCAUCAGUGCCACAUAUCAGUGCAGCCUUUUAAUGCCCAUCAGUGAUGCCUAUCAUGCCCAUCAGUGCCACCUAUCAGUGUCAGUCAUCAGUGUCGCCUAUCAGUGCUGCCUAUCAGUGGCCAUCAGUGCCACCUAUCAGUGCCAGUCAGUGCUGCCUAUCAGUGCUGUAUAUUAGUG
Staurois parvus is the source of this 266-nucleotide messenger RNA. NCBI's taxonomy places the organism in Eukaryota, Metazoa, Chordata, Amphibia, Anura, Ranidae. The record is from the annotation of a GenBank genome assembly.